ACAAUUAGACGUUUUUUUAAAUCAUGCCCCCAGGAAAAAAUUUCAGGAGGAGGAAAGAGGAUUCAUCCGACGAGGAAGAUGAUGAGACAAAAGCCGUGGUCAGGUCCAAACUGGAUGAAGCUAAGGAGCUUCAAAGUUUACGAAAAAGGCAGCAUGGAGUAAGCAUUGCAACGUUACUUGUAGGAGAGAAGCUUCCUUUGGAGGCUGAGCUUGAGGACGACCCAUUUAAACUGAAGACUGGAGGUGUUGUUGACAUGAAGAAAGUGAAAGACAGAAACCGAGACAUGACAGCUGAUGAAAACGACUUGAAUCUUGGUACCUCCUUUUCUGCUGAGACUAACAGACGAGAUGAAGAUGCAGACAUGAUGAAGUACAUUGAGACCGAAUUAAAGAAAAAGAAAGGCAUGGUGGAGGCGGAAGAGCAGAAAGUGAAGGUGAAGAAUCCAGAGGACCUCCUGUAUGAGCUUCCAGAGAGCAUCCGUGUCAGCUCUGCCAAAAAGACAGAAGAGAUGUUGUCCAAUCAAAUGUUGAGUGGAAUUCCAGAGGUGGAUCUGGGGAUAGAUGCAAAGAUAAAGAACAUCAUCAGCACAGAAGAAGCCAAAGCAAAGCUGCUUGCAGAGCAGAGGAAUAAAAAGAAGGACAGCAGGACCUCCUUUGUUCCCACUAACAUUGCUGUAAAUUACGUCCAGCAUAAUCGCUUCUAUCAUGAGGAUGUAAACGCUCCCCAGAGACGGCACAGAGAAGAACCCAAAGCCAGGCCACUACGAGUAGGAGACACUGAGAACCCUGUGCCUGAGACUUCACCACCUAAUUACCGCAAGAGGCCUAAUAACGAGAAGGCCACAGAUGACUACCACUAUGAGAAAUUCAAGAAGAUGAACCGACGAUACUAAUCCUCCACCAUUGUUAGUCACCUGAAUUUCUU
This is a messenger RNA of Carassius carassius (crucian carp), 925 nucleotides long. RefSeq names its product splicing factor C9orf78 homolog. The transcript is spliced from 9 exons. Gene Ontology annotation, biological process: mRNA splicing, via spliceosome. NCBI's taxonomy places the organism in Eukaryota, Metazoa, Chordata, Actinopteri, Cypriniformes, Cyprinidae. The record is from RefSeq and is a predicted model, not a curated record. The coding region runs from base 24 to 893 and encodes 289 amino acids. Gene Ontology annotation, cellular component: spliceosomal complex.